Toxotes jaculatrix (banded archerfish) is the source of this 2009-nucleotide messenger RNA. RefSeq names its product prenyl (decaprenyl) diphosphate synthase, subunit 1 (gene pdss1). The record is from RefSeq and is a predicted model, not a curated record. NCBI's taxonomy places the organism in Eukaryota, Metazoa, Chordata, Actinopteri, Toxotidae. The coding region runs from base 17 to 1282 and encodes 421 amino acids. Gene Ontology annotation, molecular function: prenyltransferase activity. Gene Ontology annotation, biological process: isoprenoid biosynthetic process; ubiquinone biosynthetic process. Gene Ontology annotation, cellular component: mitochondrion; transferase complex. The transcript has 11 exons.
CGUGCGAGCGUCUAACAUGGCGGCUCCGUGGUGGAGACAGUGCCGGAGGUGGAGCGCAAAGUGUACGAGCACGAGUUUAUUAGAAACCUUGUGGCAUUUUAACGGCAGAUCUGUGUCUUUCUCUGCGUCCUCUCGGGGGCGGGCGCCGUGGAGCUCCAGGCCGGGGGACGAGGGACAGCCAUCAUCACCUACACAGAUAAACCUGAACAUUUUAAACUUUACCUCAUCUCUAAACAGACACAAGUCACGGUUGUUGUAUCCCACACUACAGUCCUCCUGCUGCAGAGCAAUACACAGUGAUGCAAAAUUAAAGGACCCCUUCACGUUAGCCCAGAAAGACCUAACAAGUUUAUAUGAUGACAUCAAAAAGGAGCUGUUUGUAUCUAAAGAAGAGCUGAAGUCUCUAUGUGACUAUUACUUUGAUGGCAAGGGCAAGGCAAUCCGACCAAUGAUAGUUGUUCUGAUGGCCCGGGCCCUCAACAUCCACAGCAACAGAGCAGGAGAUUUGCUUCCGGGGCAGAGGGCCAUAGCUAUGAUCUCAGAAAUGAUUCACACUGCCAGCCUAGUGCAUGAUGACGUUAUAGAUGGAUCAGAUAAGCGAAGAGGAAAGAGAACUAUCAAUGAAGUGUGGGGUGAAAGAAAGGCCAUCUUGGCAGGAGAUUUCAUCCUCUCAGCCGCCUCCAUGGCUUUGGCUCGUAUUGGUAACAUCACUGUGGUCAAAGUUUUGUCCCAGGUGAUAGAGGACCUAGUACGAGGUGAAUUCAUGCAGCUGGGCUCCAAAGAGAAUGAGAACGAGAGAUUCAAACACUACCUUGAGAAAACCUUCAAGAAGACAGCGAGUCUUAUUGCAAACAGUUGUAAAGCAGUAUCCAUUCUGGUAAAUUCUGAUCCCGAAGUUCAUGAAAUAGCCUUUCAGUAUGGGAAGAAUGUUGGCAUCGCGUUUCAGCUAGUGGAUGAUGUCUUGGACUUCACAUCUGGAGCCAGUCAGCUGGGGAAGCCGACGGCCGCAGAUCUCAAACUGGGCUUGGCCACUGGACCAGUCCUGUUUGCUUGUCAGCAGUUCCCCGAGCUUCAUGCAAUGAUCAUGAGACGUUUCAGCUCUAGCGGAGAUGUAGAUCGAGCCUGGAAAUACGUUCUUCAGAGCGAUGGUGUGCAACAGACCAACUACCUGGCCCAGCGUUACUGUCAAGAAGCCAUCAGGCAGAUCAGUAUGCUCAGGCCGUCCCCAGAGAGAGACGCCCUCAUCAGGCUCACUGAGAUGGUGCUUAGGAGAGACAAAUGAACCUCCUCUGCCCGGGGCUUCACUUCAGGCAGCUACCUGUGGAAAGGCAACUCCGCCUGACCCCCAUGUGUCUGCACAGGGCAGGUUCAAGACAAAAGACGGUGAAAGAAGUGAUGGACGUUGGGCUCAGAGGGACCCCUGCCCCGAUGCAGCAUGCAGGGAUCUCUCUGAACAAAUACCUGUUACUUAAUGGCUUUCUCCUAAAAUAUACAUGAGGGUGAAUCUCUUAAUAUAAUGGUUUGACAUGUAAAUACACUUGGUUUUUACUGCACAUCCCUGUGCUACCAGUUUCCAACAUGGAAACACAGUAAGGAUUUGGAAAUGAUUUAUAAUCUUAAAUUACCAGAUGCCAAUGCAAAUGUGUAACCCAGACCUUCAUUGUGUACAGUACUGUAACUGCAGCUGCCUCCCACGCCUCAAACUAGCAGACUGUGACUGAAUACAGUUUCUUACAUGCUAGUCCUGAGCUGUGGAGCUGUUGCACAAUCUGUGUAAUUCCAAAUAAUACGAAAGUGCAUAAUUUGUCAUUGGUGUGUUUGUCUGGAUCUGUGUUAAUGUCUUUCGAGAUCCGUCCACACCUCAAAGGCCAAACAGUCAUGUGUCCUUUUGACUUGUGAAAUGUUAUGAGGUUACUUCUGUAAUGCAAAGUGCCCUGUAACAACCAAGGCCUUAACAUCUGCAAUGACUGUGUGCUCAAUAAAUCAACUGCUUUGUUUUUUUUAUUUAA